This is a messenger RNA of Magnusiomyces paraingens, 531 nucleotides long. RefSeq lists its product as uncharacterized. The record is from RefSeq and is a predicted model, not a curated record. The transcript has a single exon. Gene Ontology annotation, molecular function: acireductone dioxygenase [iron(II)-requiring] activity. NCBI's taxonomy places the organism in Eukaryota, Fungi, Ascomycota, Dipodascomycetes, Dipodascales, Dipodascaceae. Bases 1 to 531 code for a protein of 176 amino acids.
AUGAAGUCUUAUUAUCAUGACGGUCUUGAAAAUGAAGACAAAAGACUUCCACAUGAAAGCUCGGAAGAAGUUUCCCUAAAAGAGCUUAACUCAAUUGGCGUGUAUACAUUCCAUUUUGAUGAACUUACGGCUGUUGAUGCGCUAGCCCAAGAGCGUAACUACAGAGCACGAGACGAGGUUGUUGUUUCCCCAGAAGCUUUGGGUAGUUGGAAAUCCUAUCAUGCACAGCUCGAUACUUUUUACAAAGAGCAUUUACAUGAAGAUGAGGAGAUUCGUUAUGUUCUAGAUGGUGCCGGUUACUUUGAUGUUCGUAACAAGGCUCAAGACCGUUGGAUUCGUACAUACGUAACCAAAGGUGAUCUAAUGAUUUUGCCCUCUGGAAUUUACCAUCGAUUUACUCUUACAACUGACAAUUAUAUUAAAAACAUGCGAUUGUUCCAAGAUAAACCUAAGUGGAUGGCUAUCAACAGACCAGAAGCUGAUACUAACUUAUUUAGGGAGGAGUAUUUGAAGGAGAUUUCAACACAUUAA